AUGACCAAAAUAUAUCCAGGUGAAAGCUUAAACAUAAGCUAUCUGAGCCCUUAUCUGAAGGCAUUGGGUUCUAAUUACAGUAACGGAGUGAAUUUUGCUAUUAGCGGUUCAACAACACUACCACGGGACGCCCUUUUUGUAUUGCAUGGACAGGUGCAGGAAUUCUUCUUCUUUAAAGCCAGAUCUUCCCUCUAUAAAAAAAAGAACGAAACGAAGGAAAACAUUUCCAAUUUGAAGAUUGACUCCGCGAUGAUGAUAGUGACCACCCUAAUGAGCGCCAAUGACGCCGCCAUCCACCCACAUUUCCAAUUUCAGUUUCUAUUCCAGUCGCCACAGCCGAGUGCCCGUCUAAUGGUUUAUCCUCCAGUUGACAGGGGUCUCUGCCUUCGCUUCCUCGCUAGCUUUUUUGGCUAUCAGUAG
Messenger RNA from Triticum turgidum subsp. durum (durum wheat), 420 nucleotides. The record is from the annotation of a GenBank genome assembly. Lineage: Eukaryota; Viridiplantae; Streptophyta; Magnoliopsida; Poales; Poaceae.